AUGUCUUCUAAUCAUGCUGGUGCUGAAUAUUUAGCAUCAAUCUAUGGAACAGAGAAAGACAAGGUUAAUUGUUCUUUUUAUUUCAAGAUUGGUGCUUGUAGGCAUGGAGAUAAAUGUUCCAGAAUACAUAAUAUGCCAUCUUUUUCACAAACAGUUCUCUUAAGAAAUUUAUAUCAUGAUCCUAAUUUAGAUAUGAGAAAAGCAGAUGUAUAUGCUAAGGUGGGACAGAUGACUCCUGAAGAACAAAGAGAAUUCGAUGACUUUUAUGCUGAAAUUUUUGAAGAAUGUGAGGAAAAAUAUGGAAAAAUUGAGGAAAUGAAUGUUUGUGAUAAUAUUGGAGAACAUAUGAUUGGAAAUGUUUACAUAAAAUUUGAACGUGAAGAGGAUGCAGAGAAAUGUGUUAAUGCUUUAAAAGAUCGUUGGUUUAAUGGUGAACCAAUUUAUCCUGAACUUUCACCUGUAACAGAUUUUCGUGAAGGUUGUUGUAGGCAAUAUGAACAAGGAGGAUGUACAAAGGGAGCUUUUUGUAAUUUUAUGCACUUGAAACCUAUUUCAAGAGAUCUUCAUAGACGUUUGUAUGGUAGACGUUCUUCACCUUUAAGGAACAGAGGACGAUAUGGAAGUGAUAGAGAACGUAGUACCAGAAGACGCGAUAGAGACCGUGAACGUGAUCGCGAUCGUGAUCACUAUAGAUCACAUCGUUAG
Molecule: messenger RNA, 705 nt
Organism: Strongyloides ratti
Lineage: Eukaryota; Metazoa; Nematoda; Chromadorea; Rhabditida; Strongyloididae
Product: Splicing factor U2AF 35 kDa subunit
Exons: 3
Coding region: 1-705 (234 amino acids)
Biological process (GO): mRNA splicing, via spliceosome
Cellular component (GO): U2AF complex; spliceosomal complex
Molecular function (GO): pre-mRNA 3'-splice site binding; metal ion binding
Source: RefSeq, a predicted model, not a curated record